UCUGCUGAGCUUUCUCGCGCGCUUGGAGCUGUGGCAAGUGGCCGCGGUGCGAGACUCAGCUUGCGUGGGAACGAGCUUUGUAGCUGAGAACGUCUGGUUUGUUUCUACAAAGACUCCGUUGACGUUGGUGGCUUCAGCGGCGGCCCCUUCUGACGGUAGAGGUAGUUGCUUUCUGCAGAGGCUACAGACAUCCUUCCCUAGGACUGCUGAAGGCUUUGAGCGCCUAGCAGGAGACAUGCCUAGGGGACGGAAGAGUCGGCGCCGCCGUAACGCAAGAGCCGCAGAAGAGAACCGCAACAGUCGCAAGAUCCAGGCCUCAGAGGCCUCUGAGACCCAAGUGGCCGCCUCUGUGGUCCCGAGCAUCCCCGAAGACCACCUGAGCGGCCCGGAGGAAGACCUGAGCACUCCUGAGGUUGCCUCCACCACCCCCGAAGAAGCCUCCAGCAAUGCCCAAGCGCAAAAGCCUUCGGUAGCCCGGAGCAAUUUUCAGGGCACCAAGAAAAGUCUCCUGAUGUCCAUAUUAGCCCUCAUCUUCAUCAUGGGCAACAGCGCCAAGGAGGCCCUGGUCUGGAAAGUGCUGGGGAAGUUAGGGAUGCAGCCUGGGCGGCAGCACAGCAUCUUUGGAGAUCCGAAGAAGGUCGUCACGGAAGAGUUUGUGCGCAGAGGGUACCUGAUUUAUAAGCCGGUGCCUCGCAGCAGUCCUGUAGAGUAUGAGUUCUUCUGGGGCCCUCGAGCACACGUGGAAUCGAGCAAGCUGAAAGUCAUGCAUUUUGUGGCAAGGGUUCGUAACCGGUGCUCCAAGGACUGGCCAUGUAAUUAUGAUUGGGACUCAGACGAUGAUGCAGAGGUUGAAGCUAUCCUCAAUUCAGGUGCUAGGGGUUACUCCACCCACUAGGGAAUUCUGCAGCAGACUCUUUGGAUGGAAUAGAAAACAGAGUCAAAGGUACCCCAAGGAGUAGAUGGCCGUGGUCCUCAGUUGAAAAUGACCUGGUUGGGAGAAGGAGGGAAAGCACUGUAUUUGGUAUUUGUGACCAGUGUUAAUUGUUUAACUGCAAAAUAGAGUGUUUGCUGUUUGCUUUGGGUAUUGUAAAAUUGUAUUCAUUUUAUAAUACUGUUGAUUAAGGAUCACAGUAUGUUUAAAUAUAUAAUUGAAAAGAUUUUCCUUUUUUGUC
Molecule: messenger RNA, 1172 nt
Organism: Cynocephalus volans (Philippine flying lemur)
Lineage: Eukaryota; Metazoa; Chordata; Mammalia; Dermoptera; Cynocephalidae
Gene: MAGEH1
Product: MAGE family member H1
Exons: 1
Coding region: 236-895 (219 amino acids)
Biological process (GO): negative regulation of transcription by RNA polymerase II
Cellular component (GO): nucleus
Source: RefSeq, a predicted model, not a curated record